UUUUGAAUCAUUCAGUGUGGAAUCAAAUGUAUCACUGAUAUUCAAACUAUGAUCCAUAGGCCAUAUCCAGCGAGUGACAGGUCUUAACUGGUCACUUGAAAUUCUCGCUAUGCAGAAUGAAGCAGAAAAGACUUAAUUCAUUGAACACCACAAUUUUGUGUGACCUGUGACACACAUAUUGCACACGUGUGGCCCCUAGAGCAAACAAGAUUCAGCACCAUUGUAAUACAUACAGUUUGCAAGCCAACAUAAUUUUUUAUUUGGAUCUGAGAACAUUUAUAAGUAUCUAACACUAUUCAACACUUUCUGACAGCCGAAACUUUGCAAAAUACAUGGUUAAAAUGUUAAAAUAAAAAAUUGUGCUGUCUCGUGUAUUUCAAUGAAGUGUGAUUUAUCAGUAUAUUGUAACAAGUACUGCGUCUCUGUGUAACUGGUUUCUAAAACUAACAUAAACUAUUUUGCUAAAAAAAAUAUUUAAAUGUACUUUUUUCCUUUAAGAUAGGACUUUUUUUUUUCCUUUUAGUACAAUACUUAUAAUAGCAUCAUAUGCAGGAAAAAUGCAGGUAGCUGAUUUGUAUGCUGACUUUAUCGAUCUCACCAGUGAGAUAUAGUGAGUCACGAUGGCUGGUGGUGAAUUCUAUCUCAGCUCGGAUGCCCUUCAAGAUUCAUUGCUAUUCUGAAGCUACUGCAUGUGGGUCGAAAGUUUUUCAGAUUUCCCUUAGCGGAAAUGCCAAAAGUAAGCUAUCUCUCCACUGUUCACUGGACCUGACAGAGAAUCUGGUAUUGAAAUCACUGAAUCCAAAUCUAGUUGCAGCCAAAGUGAGCGAAAGUAUGAAAAAUGUUAUGAAUCAAGAAAGACCUUCAGUUAAUACCAAGGAAGUGAUUACAGUUAACACAAGUCUGGACCUGGACACAUUCUCAAAGCUCUUACCUUUCUUGCGAUGUUACUUUGUGAAUUCUCCGGUGAAUGAAUAAAACAAACUAAAUGUGGAGGACCAAGCCUCAAAAACUACUAGACUUAUCAAGACUACAAAUCCAAUUUAUUCAACUAAUGCUGAUGCCUCAAACACAACCAGACUUAACGAGACCACUGACCCAACCUAUUCAACUAAUGCUGAUGGCUCAAUGGAAAAAAAAAAUCCUAAUGGUCAUUUCAAUUUGCUCAACUUUCUUGAUUGCUGUUGCAUUGGUUUGUACUGGCAUUUUAAUUUACAUUUGGAAAAGAGUAUUCAAUGUCGGUUCAGGCCACACAACAGCUGUUCAAUUUAGUAUUCAAAGCAAUGCUGUGGUCUGCACCUCCAAUGCUGCUGAAGAAAUAGAGAUUGCGAACAGUACAGAAGAAAACCAUGUUUAUGACUCAGUAAUAUAUACAGGAUAUCAGACCUUCCAGCCCAAGACUUCAGAGGACCUAACUGAAACGAUUAAUUCAAAUGCUACAAGUAUUUCUGACCUAAGUAUCCAGCCUGAAACUUUGGAGAGCCUAACUGAAAGCAUCCCAACCAGUAUUGCUGACCAAACUCCCAAGACUUCAGAGGGCCUAACUAUAACUAUUAAUGGAACCUCCACCCGUAUUGCUGACCAAACUGAAACUGAUCCAGUUUAUAUUAAUAUGGCUUGCCAAACUAUCCAGCCCAAAUCUUCAGAGUGCCUUAUUGAAAGCAUCUAUAAAAUACCUACAAACAAUGCUGUCCGAAUUUUCCAGCCCAAGACUUCAGAGAGUCAAACUGCAACUGUUAGUCGAACCUCUACCUGUGUUGCUGACCAAACUCUUAAUGAUUCCAAAUGCCCAACUGAAACUGAUCCAGUUUAUAUUAAUAUGGCUUGCCAAACUACUGUCAAUGAAAGGAAUAAAUGAAAACAUUUGAGCAGCCUUAAAUAUACUGAAAUUUUAUUCUACAAAAAUGUAACUUCCUUCAGAAUGAAAAAAAAACAAGUUUUGGGCAAUUAUAUGGAAAAAAAAACAAGUUUGGGACAAUUUGAAAAAUGUCUGAUUCAGGUCUUUUUGAAUGAUUGUUGUGUUUUUUUAAUAUUAAAAUAUUUUUUUUGUGUGUUUUAGAUCUAUAUGUUAUAACUGUAAAAUUGAGUUGUUUAAUUUCAUAUGCAUAAGUCUUGUUAAGUUGUUCAGUAUUUCAUAGAGAUAUUUCCUUUUGAUACCAUCAUAAGCGAUUUAAGUUGAUGUACUAGUACAUUGUUUUCUUGACAUUUUUUUAGUUUGUAUUUAUGUUAUGAGUGCUGCUUUCAAUCUGUUAGUAUUACUUCUUCCAAAAUUCUUGAUAUUGGUUAGUCUUAUUGUGAAUUCAGGUUUUUUCCUCCAUUUUUAUUAGCUCUGUUGUAAUUUUGGUCCUCUCCUGGUGCUUCGUAAUUUUUUAUUUCUGAUGUUUAAAUUAGAGUUGGUGAGUUUAUAGUGUUUGUAGGUUUAUAGUGUUGGUGGCUGUUCAUAUUUUCCUUUGUCUCCAUCUUGUUUUAAUUAGGAACUCCUCAACGUAUUCAGCCCAUUUGUCAAUGACCCUUCUGUUUUUUUUGUGACGAGGACACCAUUAUAGUUCUCAUACAUGUGUGAUUUUGUUUGAAAUCCAUUCAUGUUAUACCUUAUUUUCAUGCCCAUUCCUCUCGCAUCAAGGUUCUCAAUGAGUGCUCUUUGUUUUUUUUUUAUUGCCUCAUUUUUAUGCUUUCUGACAGAUUUUGUAACCCUUAGCCUUGCUUCUUUGUACUGCUUUCUGGUUUCUUUCUUUAGCAUUAUUUGUCUGUUCAAUAUGCCUGCAUUCUAUAUGUCAGACUCUCCUUUUCUUUUGCUUAAAUCCAACCAUGUCAUCUGGUUUACUUUUAAUAGCAUGUUGUUGUUUUUUUAUUGCUCAUUUGUUAUAAUUAGGAUUACCCACAGGCUAUGUCUGUUGUUGUGCUUCAACAAUUUAUCUUUUGGUCUGUGAAUUCUAGUAUAUGCUUCAUUUAAUUGGAGUGGCCAGCUUUAAAUUCCUUCCCAUACACACUUCUGGCCUGUGAACUGUUCUCAC
Molecule: messenger RNA, 3011 nt
Organism: Biomphalaria glabrata
Lineage: Eukaryota; Metazoa; Mollusca; Gastropoda; Planorbidae
Exons: 16
Coding region: 986-1855 (289 amino acids)
Source: RefSeq, a predicted model, not a curated record